Molecule: messenger RNA, 996 nt
Organism: Sphenostylis stenocarpa
Lineage: Eukaryota; Viridiplantae; Streptophyta; Magnoliopsida; Fabales; Fabaceae
Source: the annotation of a GenBank genome assembly
AUGAUAGUUUGGUUUACUGUGAAUUUGAGUAUGAAAGAGAGUGGGGAGGACUUGUGUGAUGCUUCCCCUUUACGAGAGAAUGCGAGAGAGAAAAAUGAGGGGGGAGUCUUCUGUCUUCAGUUUUUAGGUGCUAAUAUGGAGAAACUUAUCAGUGUGCGUUUGAAAAACGUGAGAGAAAUGGAGUUCUCGUUGAGUAUAUUGCUGCUGGUUGAAAUCGAUGCCAUGAACUCUCGGAUUGAUUUGAUGUGGCACAGAAUGUAUGACAGCUGUAGGAAGAUUGGCAAUCUUUGGUUGAGGACUGAGUAUGACCGAGGAGUCAACACCUUUUCUCCUGAGGGCCGUUUGUUUCAGGUUGAAUAUGCAAUUGAAGCCAUCAAGCUGGGAUCAACUGCAAUUGGGUUGAAGACUAAAGAGGGUGUUGUCCUUGCAGUUGAAAAACGCAUAACUUCACCACUGCUGGAGCCAAGUAGUGUUGAGAAAAUUAUGGAAAUUGAUGAGCACAUAGGUUGUGCAAUGAGUGGAUUGAUUGCUGAUGCCCGAACACUUGUUGAGCAUGCACGGGUGGAAACUCAGAAUCAUAGGUUCUCCUAUGGUGAGCCAAUGACUGUCGAGUCCACAACCCAAGCUCUUUGUGAUCUCGCCUUGCGAUUUGGUGAAGGUGAUGAAGAAUCCAUGUCUCGACCAUUUGGAGUAUCUCUUCUCAUUGCUGGCCAUGAUGAGAAUGGGCCGAGCUUGUAUUACACUGAUCCAUCUGGCACAUUUUGGCAAUGCAAUGGAAAAGCUAUUGGUUCAGGGUCGGAAGGUGCAGACAGUUCUCUGCAAGAACAAUACAACAAGGACCUAACUCUUCUGGAAGCGGAGACUAUUGCUUUAUCCAUUUUGAAGCAAGUUAUGGAAGAGAAGGUUACUCCCAACAACGUUGACAUUGCCAAGGUGGCCCCAACAUAUCAUCUUUAUACCCCCUCUGAGGUGGAAGCUGUGAUAAGUCGUCUAUGA